CUCAAAAGUCCUCAUCCAACUCAAUUUUGGCUUUCCAAUUUAAGUCACUUUCAUCUCUCACCUAAUAACUUGUUAUUUCAUAACACCAAAAAGCAAACACUAGCAUUAGUCGACUCUUAGCCUUCAAUUCGUCAAAUUAAAGAUUACCAAUGACAAGAACUUGAGAUGUCACAUCUCCUUCAUUCUUCUUAUCCAUAUCCUAGCUCUAGGCAAACUCAAGACUCUUUGCUUAGUCUUUUUGCCCUAAAUUAAACAAUCAAAUCUAAUUUAUAUAUUUAAUUAUUUAUUUCAAAUGUAAUUAAUUUUGUAGUCGAUAAUACCGAUUGGGAUACCGAAGUACCGACUGGGAUACCGCAAUAUUUAGGGAUUGGGAUACCGAAAUUAUUUACGGAUUGGGAUUGGGAUUGACUUUCAGGUAUAAUUCGGUAUUCGGGAUUUUGGUAUUUGGUAUUGGGAUACCGAUACCAUACCGAGUUCCACCCCUAGAUUUGAGGGAUAGAUUUGGUUUAAAUCCAUAAUCAUUAUGAAUUUAGUAUAAAUCCAUUGUUUGCUCCAUGCAUUCGUGAAAAGAUCAAAUUCGUAUGAUUCAUUGACUUUGAGUGUCCAAAUAUGCAAGGCCAUGAACUUGCAAAUCCCAAAUAUGAGUGUGGAAUUUGCCUCAAUAAUAUAAAAUAAAUAAAUAAGUAUAUUAAGAUAAUUUACAUAUUAAAGCUACAAAAACAUAACAACAAAUUCAUGAACAAAAUCCAUUAAACAUAGAACUCAUCAAAUCCACAAAUAUACCAAAUUCAUCACAAAUCCAAAGUUUUCCAAAACUCUCAUGUCUCCAAUUCCAUGAAGUAAACGACGCCAAAUAUGAUUUGAGUUUCAACCAUUAAUGGGUGGGUCGGGUGGUAAAAGUAAGAUAUGAGAUUGCUAUAGUGUAUUUUAAAUCUUAUUUUUAGAGCUUAUGUUUCUUUGUGGUCAAUGUUAGAGCGAUAAACAUGAAUCAUUCGUUCUCAUUAGUGUAGUUGCUACAGGAGUAGCGUCAAUGACGUGUCUUUUUCUUAUUUUAUCUUAUUUCAUCAAUGAAAUAUAGUAUCUGCCCAACCUUAUAUUGAUGUGAUAUUCAAAGAAUGGAAGGAGAGGAAACAUCCGACAGUAAAAAAACAAAAUUCGACAUUGGACCGGUAGUGCACAAACUCAAUAGUCAAACAUUCCAGUUUUCAAUCGACAAGCUCGUAUUUCGACAAACACUCUUGAACUCCAUCUUUGGCAGUGAUGCAAUAAAGCAAGAAGUAGAGUAAUAGAUUAUUAGACAUAUAUUCAACAUAAUUUAUAGGGUUUAUAGCAUUUUAUGCCCCUCUAUAUUUGUAAGUUAACAAAUGUACCCCUUUAUUAUUUUUUUGCACAUUCAUGCCCUUCAACUAUCAAAACGUAACAAAUAUGCUCUUCCGUCAUUAUUUGAUAUUUCCGUCACAAGUCUUUUAGUGUUAGGUUGGUCCAGCUUCUUAUGAUGGUUGGCCUAACUGGUUUUCUUGAGUCAUGGAAAUUAAGUUGGCUUAUCUUGAAUUCAUUGGGGGAGUUCAAAGGUCAUUUUGAGAAGAUCCUCUAUUGUUGUAAUAGAGAAGAGUUACAACCAUUUAAGUGACAAAGAAUUAAAAAGAGAGAAGAGAAACUAAAAGGUUGCACGACUUUUCUUUUCUGCAGUAGGGAAGCAUGUUCAAGAGAGCAUAACGGGAGAACAAACCGUUGGAUCGUCCUGAAAUUUAAUGAGAGUUUUCAAGACUCAUUAUUAUUCAAUGUGAUUGGACGGAUUGUUGUUAUUAUCUGUGUUUUGUCUGUAAUUGCUUCUUGACAGAGAGAGUACGAAAUUGUUUUUUGUACUUGUGAACCUUCGCUUCUUCUUUGUUAUCCUCCGGGUUGGUGAGAGACUUUGUGGUUGAGUGGUGAUCUAAGAAAGUUCUUGAGAUAUUUUUUAAUCCUCUAGCUAGUAUAGAGAUAAAUUGUAAUUCCGCCAAAAGUAUAGUGGAGUUGUGGCUUGGACAAAGGUUCCGUGGUUUUUUCCGAUUUGGGUUUUCCACGUAAAAAUUGUAUGUCUUGUUCGUUUCAUUAUUGCUUGAUUUUGCUACUCUGUUUCUUAACAGUGGUAUCAGAGCUCAUGGUUGUUUGGGGGAUGCCUUUGGUUGAAUGGCAAGAAUGGAUGACACGAACGGAGCAAUGAUUAAGUUGACAUCAUCCAACUACUUGAUUUGGAAGCCACGAAUGAAAGAUAUAUUAUUUUGCAAGGAUCUCUAUGAACCUAUUGAAAGUGGCAGUGAGAAGUCAGAACAUAAGUCAAAUAAGCAGUGGGAGGUCUUGCAUAGAAAGAUGGUAGCAAUCAUUCGACAAUGGAUUGACCACAACAUCAUUCACCAUGUUGCAAAAGACAUAAGAGCGGAUGAAUUGUGGCAGAAAUCGGAGUCCACGUAUGAGUGGCAAUCGACUCAAAACAAAGUAUCACUCAUUCGAAAAAUUGUGAACUUGGAGUACAAGGAUGGACAUAGUGUCACAGAGCAUUUUAGUGAUUUUCAAGGGCUUGUGAACCAGCUAACUACUAUGAAGUUAGCACUUGAUGAUGAGGUACAUGCAUUGUUACUCUUUAGCUUGUUGUCGGAUGGUUGUGAGACUUUGGUGGUCUCACUUAGCAACUCGAUGCCUAAUGGCCAGCUGACGAUGGAUAUUGUCAAGGAUAAUAUGCUGAAUGAAGAGGCAAGAAGAAAAGAAUUGGGGAUUUCAUCAGAAUCACGUGCUUUGGUGGUGAAUAAAUCUGAAAAAUCGUGGAAGAGGUAGAAAUCGAAAUUCCAAUUUCAAGAACUCUUGAGAUCAAAGUAGCAGCCGAGGUAGAUCUAGAGGGAGAUCAAAAUCUAUCUCAAGAGUGAGAGGAGAAAUCACAUGUUAUCACUGCAACCAACCCGUACACAUGAGGAGAGAAUGCAGAAUCUUGAAGCGGGAACAAGUUAGAGAAAAAGGUGUUGAAAACCGAGAAUAAGGUGUUAGUUUAUUAAUUAUAGAGUACCGAUUUUUAAAUAGCCAUAAUCUGUAGUUAGGGUUUAUAGAACAAAUCUAUAAAUAUGAUGUUGUGUACUACGUUGAAAAGAAGCAACAAUAAAUCGAAAAACUUGAGAGGGAGAUCUCUGUGGACUAGUGUCAUACUGAUGAUAAUGUUAGAGUAGGAGAAUUUGUUGUGAGAAGAAUAAGAUUUCUGACCUUGCUCUGCAUCGUUACAUUCAACCAAACUUAUACACUUUUACAGGAGAUACAAGGGAAUUUGUUGAGAGUUUAGGGGAAUGUACAUGGGAGUUGAGCAGUGGUGAGAGGUGGUAACGGGUAAUUAGGAGAGUAAUUAAAUAAAUACAAAAAAAGCUUUCAUUCUUUUUCUCUAAUACGCCCCCCGCAAAAUGGAAGAGGUGUCAACGACUCCAAUCUUGGACCAGAAAAGGAGGAAACGCGAAGCUAUAAGCGGCUUGGUGAGAGUGUCUGCGAGCUGCUGAGUAGUAGGAACAUAGCAGACAUUGAGUCGGCCAUCCUAGACUAGUUGGCGAGCGAAGUGAAAGUCUAGACUCUAGAGCCAAAUGCUUUAUACGAGAGUGAAACAAGGGAUUGGAGCUGAAGCUAAUAGCGCCCAUGUUAUCGGAGAAGAGUGUGGGCGAUGAGGGCAGCGGUUGGUGGAGCUCCGUCAAGAGGUUGUGAAGGAGUAGCUGACCAGGAAAAUACUCGGUCAAGUCACUAAAAUACCCGACCGGGUAUGUGAAGGGAGACCGGGUUUAUGGCGUUCUGGAGGCAGGGGGAGCAGAAUGGGUCCCGGUCGAAGGGCAUAAAUCACUUCAAUUCAAAAUCUGCAAGAAGAGAAAGAGUCAAAAUCUGUAAACAAAAAUCAAGCAAAUUAAAAGAAGACUUUCCAAAAACCUAAGUUCUUCCUUUGGCGUCGUCGCCGCAGGUGAUACUCAGAACUGCCGGCGGUCGCCCUUCUUUCUACUUGUCCGAACUAAAAAAAAAAACAAAACAAAAAGGCCGGAACCGACCAGGAUCAAAGGAAAACGAAUCAAUACUAAAUGAGAAGAACCUACCUGAAACCACCUGGAGUUCUGCGAGUGCCGCGCACCGCUCCGCCGUUGUCCCUCCCAUCGUGGAUCGCAGCGGCUCUGAUACCAAUUGAUGAAUCGAUGCGCUCAACUCUAGGGUUUGCUUGUAACUCACAAGCGGGAGAACAAUGUAUAUUGUCGAUAAACUUUUACUUUAUUA
Linum trigynum is the source of this 4263-nucleotide messenger RNA. The record is from the annotation of a GenBank genome assembly. Lineage: Eukaryota; Viridiplantae; Streptophyta; Magnoliopsida; Malpighiales; Linaceae.